Durusdinium trenchii is the source of this 999-nucleotide messenger RNA. NCBI's taxonomy places the organism in Eukaryota, Dinophyceae, Suessiales, Symbiodiniaceae. The record is from the annotation of a GenBank genome assembly.
AUGUCGGCGCCGGACCCCAAAAAGACAAAGCCAGCUGGUGGCGCUGUGAAGGCAUGCGUCAAGGCCCUGGCGUCUGGGGCCAACCUGACGGGCGAGGAGGCCAGCCUGGCCAUGCGGGAGAUCAUGGGUGGAGAAGCGAGUCCUGCACAAGUGGGUGCCUUUUUGGCCUUGCUGACGCUGGAAAAGUGUAGCUCGGAGAUUGUCCAUUCACUCGCUGAUGUCAUGCGCUCCAAUGCCCUGACAGUGGAGGUGCCACGUUCAGAUGGCCCUAUCGUCGACAUCGUGGGAACCGGUGGAGAUGGCCAGGACACCUUCAACAUUUCCACUGCAGCUGGGCUGUUGGCAGCCGGAGCUGGGGCCCGGAUCGUGAAGCACGGGAACCGCGCAGCGUCCUCCAAGAGCGGCGCCGCGGACAUUCUUGAGGCGUUGGGCGCUCGACUGGAACUGGGCCCUGCCGAGGUGGCGCCCGUCUUGGCCGCUGGGAGCUUUGCAUUUCUCUUCGCAAGGUCUUACCAUCCGGCCAUGCGCCAUGUGGGUCCCAUCCGCCUGGAGCUGGGCAUUCGAACUGUCUUCAACAUUUUGGGGCCGCUGACCAACCCUGCCAAGCCUGACGGCAUGGUUUGUGGUGUUUAUACUGCCAGUCUGGGACGCCUCUUUGUUGAAGUCUUCAAGCUUCUAGGCAUGCGCCGGGCCCUGGUGGUCCACGGCUGCGAGGGCCUGGAUGAGCUGUCCAUCGCAGGAGCUUCCAAGGUUUGGGAGCUGAAGGAUGGAGGCGAAAUCAAAGAGUACGAGGUGCAGCCCUCAGACUUCGGAGUGUCCAGCCAUCCCCUCACAGAGGUGGCUGGGAACAGCCCUGAGGAGAAUGCGGUUGAGAUGCGAGAGCUUCUGAAGGGUGGGGGGCGCGUGGCAGUUCGCGAGAUGGUCUUGAUGAACGCCAGCGCAGCACUCUAUGUGGCCGGGAAGGCACAGUCCGUCGCUGAGACCCAUGCAAAGCCGUGA